UUGUUAUCUCAAUGUUAACCUGGCUACCGUCCAGUGAUACUGUUACACUUAGCUGAGAAUUAACUCUUAUACCUAUGUUUUAAAAAUGGUUGGAAAAAGUGCGCAAAGAGUGAUUAUCUGGAUAUUCAAUAUCAUAUUGGCGGUUUUCAUAUGGCCUAUAGUGCUUUUAGUAUCCUCAAUAUUUACUAAUAUUGAAAGUUGCCGACGAAAAACGGAAAAAUCUAUUAAAAAUGAAGUGGCCGUUGUCACUGGUUCAGCAAGUGGGCUGGGUAAACACAUAGCCAUACAAUUGGCCGCCAGGGGAUGCCAUGUCGCAAUAUGUGACAUUAAUUUCGAUUUGGCUGUGACGACAGCGCGAGAAAUAGCCGAAAAAUAUGGUGUCAAAGCAAAAGCUUAUAAGGUGGACGUCAGCAAAUACGAUGAAAUUGUGAAACUCAAUGGCAAACUAACAAAUGAAAUAGGUGCCGCCACUAUACUCGUGAAUAAUGCGGGGUUGUUGUUCCAUGCGGAUAGGAUAAAGCCCACAGUCGAAGAAAUUCAAGCGAUGAUAAAUGUUAAUUAUACUUCACAUUUCUGGACAAAUCGUGUGUUCAUGGAGAAUAUGAGGCGUGCCAAGAAAGGGUAUAUUAUGGCCAUAUGCUCUGUAGCCGGUCUACAGGUAUUGGCCACAGAGCGAACCGAUAGUUAG
Bactrocera oleae (olive fruit fly) is the source of this 688-nucleotide messenger RNA. Lineage: Eukaryota; Metazoa; Arthropoda; Insecta; Diptera; Tephritidae. The record is from RefSeq and is a predicted model, not a curated record.